AUGUCAAGAGAAGACCCAAUUAAGGCUGAAAAAGACUUUUCUGCUACUUUAGAUGAACAAUUUCCAUUGAUUGAAAAGAUCUCUGACUAUAAGCAGGCUUUGGAUAAGUACCUUGUGUUGGAGAAACAGACUCGUCAAUCGUCCGAUUUGGCUUCAUCAAAACGAGUCCUCAACAAGAUUGUUACUACAUUGGUCGCGAAUAAUGACUGGGAUUAUUUGAAUGAUUUGAUAACUAUUUUGUCAAAGAAACACGGACAACUUAAGUCGUCAAUUCAAGCGUUUAUUAAAGAUGUGAUUGAUAAUUUGAGCAGGUUGGAUGAAAACAACAAACAGCAAUUAGAGUUGAAGAUGAAGUUGAUUGAAACUAUUAGAACAGUCACAGACAAAAAGAUCUUUGUUGAAGUUGAAAGGGCUAUUGUUUCCAGACAGUUGGCCAAGAUCCACUUGAAUAAAUUGAAUGAUUUGGAUAAGGCAGUUGAAAUAUUGUGUGAUCUACAAGUAGAAACAUAUUCGUUAAUGCCAUUUAGUGACAAGAUUGAAUAUAUUUUAGAGCAAAUUCAAUUGACCUUACAAAAGGGGGAUUAUGCCCAAGCCAAGAUUUUGAGUCGAAAGAUUUUGUUGAAAUCGUUAAGGAACUUUGACAAAGCUGAUGAGUUCAAGGCUACUUAUUUGAGAUACUUGAUCGACAUUAACGUGUUUGAUUAUGAUUACAUUUCAAUUGUCAAGAACUUAUUGUUGUUGAUUGAGAUUCCGUUGAUUAAGGAAUCAGCAGAAUAUAAGGAGUACUUGGUGCUGAUUAUUUAUUAUAUUGUUUUGUCGACCUAUGAUCCCCACCAAAAUGAUUUAAUCAACAGAAUCAAAUCAAACACAGUGUUUACCAAGAAUGUUGAGGGUAAUAUUGUUAAGUUGUUGGAUAUUUUCACCACUAACGAGUUGAUUCAUUGGUCAAGAAUCGAAUCCUUGUACAAAGCGUCAUUUGCCGAUUCCAAGAUAUUUGCUGAUGAAACAAACUACAAAAACUUGCAAAAGAGAAUUAUUGAGCAUAAUCUUCGUGUGAUUAACAAGUUCUAUCAAUCUAUCAGGUUAGAUAGAUUGGCGCAAUUGUUGCAACUAUCUGUCGACGAAGCUGAACUGUAUGUUAGUGAAUUAGUGAACCAAGGAAUGAUUGUUGCCAAGAUUAAUCGACCAAAAGGUCUUGUCAAGUUUGACAAAACCAAACACGUUGAAGGAAGCGAUCCUCGAACCAGUGAUAACCAUAUUAACGCUUUAUUGAAUGAUUGGUGCUACGAUAUUGAGAAAUUGUUAGAAGAGGUUGAUGCAAUAGGUCAUUUGAUAAACAAAGAAGAGAUGAUGUACGGGAUCAAGCAGAAAAGUUAG
Messenger RNA from Candida dubliniensis CD36, 1377 nucleotides. It is a transcript of the gene RPN5, whose product is annotated as proteasome regulatory particle lid subunit. Lineage: Eukaryota; Fungi; Ascomycota; Pichiomycetes; Serinales; Debaryomycetaceae. The record is from RefSeq and is a predicted model, not a curated record. The coding region runs from base 1 to 1377 and encodes 458 amino acids. Gene Ontology annotation, cellular component: cytoplasm; nuclear proteasome complex; proteasome regulatory particle, lid subcomplex. The transcript has a single exon.